Messenger RNA from Talaromyces atroroseus, 1938 nucleotides. RefSeq lists its product as hypothetical. Lineage: Eukaryota; Fungi; Ascomycota; Eurotiomycetes; Eurotiales; Trichocomaceae. The record is from RefSeq and is a predicted model, not a curated record. Bases 1 to 1938 code for a protein of 645 amino acids. The transcript is spliced from 2 exons.
AUGGGCGCAUUCCCAUCGUUCUUUGCUUUAUUGUUGUUUUUCCUGUGCGCCCAUGCUGAUGUCGACGCCUACUACCAGUCGACUAAGUUCGAAACUGGCCAAGCAGGGAAAUGGCCUACUCAGCGUUUCAAAUCGAGCCGCGCGAUAGCGCCAGUCCUGGAUUUCGUUCAAUACGGACAAGCCUGUAGAGAUGGAUUGUAUACAUUUAUUGCGCCGCGGGGAGACAGCGUUUCUUCAGCUGGCCCUAUGAUUCUCGACCAAGAUGGCCAUCUCGUGUGGACCGAGGUUAGGGGCCAGACGUACGGCAUGGAUAUGCAGACCUACAAGGGUGAGAAUUUCGUGACUUUCUGGACGGGCGAUGACACGAUUGUCGGACAUGGACAGGGCUCAUAUUACAUGCUCAAUAGUAACUACCAACCUCAAUAUGUAUUCAGGGGCGCGAAUGGACUGCGCGGCGACCUACACGAAUUCCACAUCACCGUCAAUGACACGGCCGUCUAUACAAUCUACGACAAGAUUCCCGCCGAUCUGUCGUCUGUGGGUGGGCCCAAAAAGGGAUGGCUGUGGGAUGGGACAUUCCAGGAAGUUGAUGUUGAAACAGGAGAGCUAUUGUUCCAGUGGCGAGCCUCACAACAUCUCCCUUUCGACGAAGCUUACCGAAGUCGCGAAGGCCACGGGAAUCACGCCUCGGAUCCCUGGGACUUCUUCCACAUUAAUAGCAUAGACAAAGACGAGAAGGGUAACUUCCUCAUAUCCAGCCGCAACUAUUUCUCACUCACAUACAUUGACGGCCGAACUGGUAAAAUCAUCUGGAAGCUGGGCGGCAAAGCAAAUAUGUUCAAGGAUCUGUCUGACGGUGCUGCCACUAACAUGAGCUGGCAACACCAUGCACGAUGGAGAGACGGCGGUAAAAGCAUCACACUUUUUGACAAUUCUGGACGCGGUGAAGGCGCGCCCAUUCAUCCAAGUCGCGGUCUUUGGAUCGAUGUUGACCAGGAAAACAUGACCGCCAAAGUCCGCGGUCAGUAUUGGAACCCCACGCCUAUCAGCAGUCAGUCACAGGGCUCAGUGCAGCUGCUAGAAAAUGGCAAUGUGCUAGUCGGGUAUGGGUUCAAUGCUGCGUGGACGGAAUUCAACCCAGAUGGAGAGGCUGUAUGCGAGGUUCAUAUGGGACCAAAGAAGUUCUUUGACCAAGGGCACGUUAUUUCCUAUCGAGCGUUUAAAUAUCCUUGGGUCGGCAAGCCAACGUCAAAUCCAGAUUGGGUGGUCCUGGACAAGAAGGGGAAUACUGGGUACGUUAGCUGGAAUGGUGCUACAGAAGUCAAGACAUGGAUUCUUGAGGGAUCGAAUGCAGCCAAACCGGAACAUGACACAGGGCCAUUUGUCUUCCUGUCUGCUAUGCCGAAGACUGGUUUCGAAACUACGGUUUCUAUUCCUGAGGGCAACAUCUACAAGCAACUACGAGUGGUUGGCCUCGAUAAAUUAGGCAACCAACUGGGUGCGUCGAGAUUCGUUGAAGUCGAAGCGAGUAAUUCAACAACGGAUGAUUCAGAAGACUUCCCCAUUAUUGAAGACGGCAACAAGAGCGGCCACGACAGUGAUAAAAGAAUGCUACGGUUUAUAUUCUUCCUUGUCGGAUUCAUUACAUGCGCUGGCACAUGUGGCUUUGUCAUUGCCUCUAACUGGGCAAUAAGAGCCUACUAUUUCCGUCGACAGAACGGCAGUCCAGCGAGAGGUAACUGGUGGAAUAAUCUUCGAUUUGGCCGUGUAAAGUCAGGCGAUGAUGAUCAUGAUGACGAUAUCGAAGAUCUGUGCAGUGAGAUGAAUGAACUAAUCGCUGCUCAUGCAGAUGAAUUUGAACUGGGAGACGACGAUUCUCAGGAAGAUAUCGAAGAACGGAGAGCGGAGGACGGUGAAAUGGACGAAGGUAAUAUUUGA